CUGCCUAGCCCCAGCAGUGUGGAUGAUCCCGAUCCCAUCUCCGCUCAAGAUUCUUUACCAAGCAGUGCAAGCACCGCUGCUCCUAUGAUGACUGGCGUGGAGAGUCAAUCUGCUAGUUCAUGUUCUCUCCCUGGAUGCGCUGGAGAAGUACCCAUGGAAUUUCCCUCUUCCCGGCCUGCCUAUUGCCUAGAUCCUGUGAAAGCUAAACAACAUGUUGACCGCAUUCGUCACUUUCGCAUUCUUGUUAUGGGCAGGGCAAAUGCAGGUAAAACAACAAUUUUGCAGAGGGUUUGUAACACUAUGGAUGAACCGGAAAUUGUUAAUAGAGAAGGAUGGAAGCUGGAUGCCAAUGUAGUCCAGGCUUCGCUGGCACAUGGUGAACAUAACAUUGAGGAUGAGCUGAUCUUUCGGAGUCAUCCACAGUUUAUAUUCCAUGACUCAUGUGGAUUUGAGGCUGGAAGUGAAAAGCAGUUUGACAUGAUGAAGAAAUUUGUGCUGGAUCGUGCCAGGACACCCAAACUAGAUGAGAGAAUACAUGCCAUUUGGUUUUGUGUUCCAUUGAAUGAGAGCCAUAGGAUGAUUACAGCUGCUGAAAGAAAGUUUUUUGAUGAGUGUGAUACAGGGCAUGUUCCUGUGAUUUUGCUGUCAACAAAGGCAGAUUCUUUGGAACUUGAGGUCUUUGAGCAGCUUGAGGACCAAGGAUUUGAUGUAGAUGAUGCAACAAGGGCAAAAGAAAUGGAAGAAGAGAUUCUGAGCAAUUAUAUUGUGAAGCUCAAGAAUUGGUUGAAUAACCUCGAAUUUCCACCUCAUGACUAUUUGUCACUCAGUAGUAGGUACUCCAUACAUAUGUUACAUUGGGAUUGUCAGAUGACAUAGGAAAUCACUGCA
Messenger RNA from Pisolithus orientalis, 888 nucleotides. RefSeq lists its product as uncharacterized. Lineage: Eukaryota; Fungi; Basidiomycota; Agaricomycetes; Boletales; Pisolithaceae. Gene Ontology annotation, molecular function: GTP binding. The record is from RefSeq and is a predicted model, not a curated record. The coding region runs from base 85 to 876 and encodes 263 amino acids. The transcript has 7 exons.